Molecule: messenger RNA, 2298 nt
Organism: Neopsephotus bourkii (Bourke's parrot)
Lineage: Eukaryota; Metazoa; Chordata; Aves; Psittaciformes; Psittacidae
Gene: WDR53
Product: WD repeat domain 53
Exons: 3
Coding region: 540-1604 (354 amino acids)
Molecular function (GO): protein binding
Source: RefSeq, a predicted model, not a curated record
CCAGUUAAAUGUAUUGCAAACCUGGUCACUACCUGCCUCAAACCGGUAAUGCUUUUUUAAAAAGAUGACAUUGUUGAGCUGUUUAUGCUUUGGUGUUUACCAGUCGCAAGAAAAAUACCUUUACUUUGGGAGCACAGAGUACACGAUUUAAAAUAUAUUCACGCAAAUGUAUGCUUUAAACUGUAAUUAAGGCAGCUACUUUAUCCCACUCGCAUCAGUACAAGUUUCUCUCUCCAAGUAUUGUGAGGCUGCUUUACAAACCAGUGUUAGGUACCGACUACCCAGUACCUCCACAGCUGGGUGAAAGAUGGAUGUCUGCAUGUGCUCUCACACAGGCUGGAGCAAUGUGACUCCUCUGCAGACUGACUUUACCAGUUUGCGGUCUUCCCCAUGGUCCUUUCCGGUACCUCCCAUUAGGAGCUGUGCCGCCUGUUUUGUUAAGUGUGCUAUGUCCCUAUGUGCUGAGGAAGCAGCUUUCACCUAGGCAGCCACGUCAGGGCAGAUCUACUCCCUGUACUGCACAGAGGUGUCCCUGAAACAUGGCAGUCAAAUGGAUUGGUGGACAUUCAUCUUCUAUAUUGUGCUUGAACGUAAACUCAGAAGGUCUGGUGGCUUCAGGUGCAGAGAGAGGCGAGCUAACGCUCUGGGAUGGGGGAGGCACUCCAGCAGGACAGCUCCAGCUACCAGAGGCAGAUGACGUGACCUCCGUGGUGUUCUCUCCUUGCUGUCCCACCAGGCUAUACACUUCCCACGGAGAAACUAUCAGUUUGCUGGAUGUCCGAUCCCUCAAGGAGCCCAUUGAACGCUUCCAUGUGAAUGAGGAGGAGAUCAACUGCCUCUCAGUGAAUGAAACUGACAGUUUCUUGGCUGCAGCAGAUGACUCAGGGGCAAUAAAAGUUAUGGACCUGGAAAACAAGAAAGUCACCCGGUCCUUGAGACACUCAAACAUCUGUUCCUCUGUUGCCUUUCGACCUCAGAGGCCUCAGAGCCUUGUUUCCUGUGGACUGGACAUGCAGGUUAUGCUGUGGAACCUGCAGAAAGCUCGCCCCUUGUGGACCAGAAACCUGCAGGAAUGUGAAGCACAGGAGAACAGUCCACAGUCAGCUGGCCAGUUCUUCAACCCGCCGCUUGCACAUUCCCUGUCUGUUGCAUCCUGCGGCAACCUCUUUGGCUGCGGAGCUCAAGAUGGUAAAGUCAGAAUAUUUAGAGUCACUGGUGUCAAGUUUGAACGUGAGCUGGAGUUUCAAGGUCACAGCUUGGGAGUAUCGCAGGUCCUCUUUAUGCCAGGAGCAUACUGGUUGCUGACUGGAGGAAAUGAUGGGAAAGUCUUGCUUUGGGAUGUCAACAGUGACAUUGGAAAGCAACUGAAAAGCCCGGCAAAAUCGCUGCAGAGGAGGAAGACCCAUGCACCUGCUUCCACCAGAAAAGAUGGGAAGCUCAACAAAGUGGCUUCAAAUGAACAUACUAGAAUUUUACCAAAGGUAACCAUUGAGCACGGAGAGAAGGUGAACUGGAUUGCUUGUGCAGAGAUCAAAGGGUCCAAAAGGGUAUUAGUUGCUGAUCAGAGUAGUUCUGUAUCUGUGUAUCCAUUGCCAGAACACUAGACACUGAAAUGUUUAAAGACAUUUCAGGGCCAAAACCACUUCUCAAGAGUGUUUGAACGGAGUCCAGUUACACAUGCUGACAGCAAACUGAACAGUGAAACCUGCGGCGUCUUUCAGAAGGGGAAGGGAUUUGCUGUGUACUCACGCAAGUACUCGUAACUGGCUUCACACAACAUUUUACAGCAAUUGUUGGUAUUCACUGCAGCUGUGUUUUACAGGGUUGGCAGUUUUCUUCUUGAAUUUAGGUAAAAUGGGUUUCAGUAUAUUUAGGGGUAAUAUUAGUUCAUGACUAAGCUGACAUAAUUAAGGUUGGAGGACGAAAUUCACACUAAUGGGGAUGCCCACAAUGCUGAAUGAUGCUGAGCAGUAUCAAAGAUGCCACUGACUGAUCCACUUGCACUUUGAACUAUUGCAAUGCUUUACAUUACUCUCUCCUGGUAAACUGUGUCAUAGCUUAAGUGGAAAUACAUUUUUCAUUGGUCAGCAGCUGUGUAUAAGACUAGAGAAGCAUCAACUAAUGAGUAAUCCAUUUAGUUUAACUGUCAUUGCCAGUUGUUUUUUUUCACACUGCAGUAAGGAAAGGAGCAGGGGAAAUGUUAACAUCUGUUUACAGGGUCAGCUGUCUUAUGCAUUUAGUUGUCUUCCCAAGGAAGAAUAACUAUUACACUUGUCUUAAUAAAUGCUUUCUCUCUCA